Messenger RNA from Cadophora gregata, 2511 nucleotides. RefSeq lists its product as uncharacterized. The record is from RefSeq and is a predicted model, not a curated record. Lineage: Eukaryota; Fungi; Ascomycota; Leotiomycetes; Helotiales; Ploettnerulaceae. The transcript has a single exon. The coding region runs from base 1 to 2511 and encodes 836 amino acids.
AUGAACUGGACCGAAGGACGCCUUCAACGGCACUCAUCAACCAAUCGCAAGAGCACCGCGCAGCAGCGUCAGAAAGCACAUUUUGCAAGAGUACAGCAGAACCUUCGCAACGGAAGCUUAAACAACAAGAACUCUCCCGUCAGAUUUUCAGUCUUUGGUAUCGAUGUUAGGGAUCGCGAGCGCCUCGACCAGUAUCUCUCCCCCGCUGUACAAGGCUCGGCUGUCAAAUGCGAUGAUGGAGCUCGGCGACCUCGAGACAGUCUCGAAUCAGCACAGCUUCUUCUCCAUCCAGUACCUGAAAGGCGUGCUUCCAAAUCUCGAGACUGCGAAAGUAGUCAACGCCGGCGACCAGCUCCUCUGAAAAGAAACCCAAGUCAGGCUCCAGAAGAUGACCUAUACGGUGCAACUCCUCCCCCACGCCCGAUAAAGCGAAAGCACAAUGCUGGGGUGUCUGAGUCAGAUAUGGCGAGUGUAUCAGAGGGAAAAACGGUGAAGGAGCCGCUUUCAGAAAUCAGGAGAAGGUUACUUCGAAGGGGAGACUGGGUCGGUGUCACCAGACAGAAACCAUUGGAGCUCGUGUACGGAUCUGUCAAGGACGGGAAAGAUAUUGGUAGGAGAAGGAAAGUCAAUGAACAGCAUCGAGCAAGAUACCGUUCCGCGCAGUCCCAGAUCGAGUCUCCUUUCCCUGCAAGGAAUCGAUCGCACCAAUACGAAUUCCGUGGUGGACAACAUAUGGAAGGAAGCCAGCCCAUAGCACCGGAUGUCCGAAUCUUUAUCGGCGGCAGGAAAGUCCCACCUGGUGUUAGCUCGAGUACGGGACGGCGUUAUGGUGCAUCAACCAGCGGAAAGAGAAGUUCUCGAGCAGUUUCGUCAGAGAUGUUGCUGUUGGAUAGUGGAAGCUCUAGGGGCGUCUUACACGAUGGACACACUAGGGACCAGUACGAAAAUUCUAGAAGAACCGAAAGCCUUCUUUUAGCGUCUUCAAGAGCGACUUCGCACUGCCGUCUUUACGAGGCAACCCGACGUUCCCACUCGCUACUGGCACUCUCAAGCCAGGAUGAUCUUCCAGGAUGGGAUGAAGAACAAGAGCAGGACCAAGGAUGGGCUGGAGUGACUGAAGACUCCCUUGCGAAGUUACAACAGAACUUUCAAGGCAGCUCAGAAUCUGGUGACAAGUCUUCGGAUCGUUCAAGUCGCAAAGCAGCUCCGGACGUCAAUCUCCGCCGAAACCUGCAUCCUGGACAAGAGAUAUUUUCGUCAUCGUCGGCCCCUAUGCACCAUCCCAAACCACGAACUUCCAAGAGAUCGGUGCUCCUUCAAGAGGGGUCAUCACAGCUGGCUGAGAGUAAUUUAGCGCAGCUAGGAAAGCUAAAAUCCGCGGUCUCUAGCUCACAACAACAUCAAGAUGAGAUUUGGCGAAGUUGGGUGGUAGCCGAAGGUGCUGGUGAAGACGACGAUGAACAGUCAUCUGAAGGUCUUCUAGGAGAUGGAUGGAUAAGUCCUGGACCAAGCAUGGCACCUCCCAUGCGACCACCAACCAGAUUUAUUCCCGAUGAAGAUGCAUACUCAUCUGAGCUGGAGGCUCCAGAUGAUCCUGAUCAGGUCCAGGAGGUAGUAUCAGGUGAUGGCUCGGAAGAAUCCAGCCAAGGGAACUCAGCAAGCCAGGACGAAGUGAGUGUACUAGGCGAAGAUGGCGAUCUCACUAUGAAGUCAAUGGAAAUUGCAGCGCACUCACAGAACGCCGAAGCGAGUAUGGUCCACUGCACAUCCAGAAAUGGCGAAAAGGACUCUACAGACAUAAGAGUUUCGCUUUUGUCUCCCCAUGGUGCAGUUGUAAGGGUACCAGACCUUGCGAUGCCAGCACCUCACCCGGCCUCUCAAGCCGGAGAUCCUGAUGAACUCUGGAGAAAGUUCGUAUUCGGAAGAAGCGACGAAGUCAUGUCACCAGAUUGUAGCACGGCUGAACACAGUAAUCCCUGUACAAAAGCGCCUGGCCACUCUUCAAUCAUUGGAAAUCCGUCCUCGGGCCAGAAAGUGUUGAAUACCUUUCACUCUCAGUCCUCUGCUCAGCCCGAGUCAUCUCAACGACCACAAUCAACUGACAACAGUAGGGAACACUCUUUAGCUCAACCAAACUCUUUCAUCAGUUCUCCUACACGAGAUAGAAGAACCAGCAUGUAUGCAUCCAACGGGCCAGUCUCAUCGUCAAGUUAUGGACACGCUCAGACUUCAACAGCAAUCCACGCGAGAUCGCCGUCGUCUUUAUCGUGCAGUGAUUACAGCUACCCACACAAACGUCCGCAGAAAGUCUUGUUCACUAAACCCAAACCAUUCAUUGGAAGAAACUCUAACGUGGAUGUUGCGAGAGACGAGGUGCCGCUCUACAUGGAACAAGGAUCCAGAAAUGAUGAGGAAGACUUUAUCGCAGGGCAAAAGAGAAAGAAUAUAGAUCAUGUGUCCCAUUUUGCUGAAGAUGAGCUAGGUGAGCUUGAAUCUAUUGAGGAUUAUUGA